AUGGCGGUGUUUGGUUUCUUCAAGAAAGGGUUCGACCCCGAGGUGUACGAGCGCGAGUUGACGGUGCUCACCGAGCUGAUCCUGGCCACCCAGCAGCAGGUCGGCUUGCUUGAGCGCCGCUACCGCGACGUCCGCCGGGUGUGGGUCCAGUGGCUGGUGAUGCUCUACGUGGUGCUCACCGCCUACAAUUGGAUGCAACUCCCCAAUACGACGCCGGGGGCCAAUCACCUUCAACGGUACUUUCGGGGAUUGCUGCAACGCCAGUGGGUGGCGGUAUUAGCGUUCCCGAUAGCGCUGUGGGCGACGUUGAAAGUAAUCCACUGGUUGUUUAAUUACUUGAUCCGCCGCCGCCAAAACAGGUUGAAACUGCUUCAAAACAAACACACUGCCAAGAUUGACGAGUUGAAACAGAUUACCAAUUUCAACACUACGUCGAAAUUGUUGAAAAAAUACUCUAAGGAGUCCGAGCCGCAACCAGCGGCAGCGGCAGCUAGCGGUCGGCGAGCGCCGCCAUCAGCGCCCCGAGGCGCUCCGGGAGCCGGCCCGGCGCCGGCAGGAGCACACCAGCUACCGCCCACGGCUAAUGUCGCCCGUCCUCGUAACCCUACUGAGGAGAAGAUUCGUCGUCAAUUGAACUUGGACAUCGAUGUGCUUGAAGCACCAUUAGCUUCAUCAUUGCAAGCGCCAUCAGCGCAAGCGCCACACGCGCUGUCGCCGGCGCCCGGCGCCGGCGCUUCGCUGCCUGCGGUCGACGGCCUUAUCCAGCGCCGCCUACAAGAACAGCAGCACCAGCGGCUGUGGGGGGACCGUGUCCUUGACUUGUUACUCGGGCUGGAGCACAACGAGCUGGUGGAGAACCGCUACGCGUUAGUGUGCCACAACUGUUUCGCCCACAACGGGUUGGCGCCUCCCGGGUGCGCCAACCCGUUACAGGUGAAGUAUGUGUGUUUUAAGUGUGGCGCGUUGAACGGCGACUUCAGUAACGUCGCCCCUGUUUCUGAGACAGCCACUGCUGCUGAAACAAGUGAUGAUGCUACCGAUCACGCCACCCCCGUUUCAGAAUAA
This is a messenger RNA of Diutina rugosa, 1065 nucleotides long. RefSeq lists its product as uncharacterized. The record is from RefSeq and is a predicted model, not a curated record. Bases 1 to 1065 code for a protein of 354 amino acids. The transcript has a single exon. Lineage: Eukaryota; Fungi; Ascomycota; Pichiomycetes; Serinales; Debaryomycetaceae. Gene Ontology annotation, cellular component: endoplasmic reticulum tubular network. Gene Ontology annotation, biological process: endoplasmic reticulum tubular network organization.